AUGGAGUCUGCAGUCCAUGAAGACCUGCAGAUAUCAGGUGUUGCUGGCGGGAGAGACUGGACCUCUGAGGCGGCUGGACACAAACCCUGGCCUCAGAUCAGGACAGUGGAUCAGGAGCUGUCACGCUUCCUUCCCAAGUCGGAACCAGGACCCACCCAUGAAGGAAAGAGACUCCACCACUACACAGAACACAACCAGUGGACAGGGGGACUGAACACCCUCAGUCCUGGUGGUCAUCAGAGAGACAGAGGCUCCAAUCAGGGAUCCAGUCUGCAGCCCAGACCCUUCUCUUCACAGUCUCAGUUCAGGGAUGAAGCAGGACCUGGGGCUGAUAGAGACAUACCCUCCUGUUCCUAUGAUACAAACACCACAGUAUCCAUGAUGAACAAAGCAGGUCACCCUGGGCUUCAGCCUUCACAGAGGGUGGUGGGCGACCCCCCUGGUGGUUGUCUUUCAGGAAGUCUGUCUUCUUCAGGGUCUCGUCUAAUGCCUGGUGACUGGGUUCAUAGAAGUCCUGGACCUGGGUCUAGCCUUCCUCAGUUACCUCAUGGUUACCCCACCAAUACAGACAGGGUAAGGAUGGGCGUUCACCACGAGAUGUACCUUGCUUAUAACACAGCACACAAUCCCAACAACACCCAAACAAUGACAAGAGGUCAAGGAGGGAGCUCAAAGACUAACCACCUGAGAGCGGUGGCUCCUGCUUCUACCUCCUCUGGUGUCAUUGGGAGGCUGAGCUUUAGGACAGACGCAGACAAGCCGUACGCCUGCCCCACGUGUGGGAAGCGCUUUACUGAGGCGACCUAUGUGAAGAAGCACCAGACCGUUCACACCAAGGAGAGGCCCUUCAAGUGUAAACUAUGUCACAAGAGCUUCUCCUUCCUGACUAACCUUACCAGACAUAGGAGUGUCCACAAAGGAGAGAAAUCGUAG
Salvelinus namaycush (lake trout) is the source of this 933-nucleotide messenger RNA. RefSeq names its product zinc finger protein 205-like. Bases 1 to 933 code for a protein of 310 amino acids. Gene Ontology annotation, cellular component: nucleus. The record is from RefSeq and is a predicted model, not a curated record. The transcript has 2 exons. NCBI's taxonomy places the organism in Eukaryota, Metazoa, Chordata, Actinopteri, Salmoniformes, Salmonidae.